AUGGCGGCACCCACAGUGACCUGUCGAUACUGCUAUUCGACUAACGCUUGCAAGCAUUGUGGAAACCUCGAGUUCUACGAGCUACAGAACCGUCCUCGGACGAGAGGGUGGUUUGAUAACAAGGAGAAGCCUGCAAGACAAAAGCUAAACUUCAGGGAUCUCCAAGAUAACGCCCGGAACUGCGAGUUCUGCGCCAUCUUGUAUGACGGUGUCGCCGCUGUCGAUUGGACCCGGAGACGCGGUUUAUUGCAAACAUUGGAGUACGAACUCGGCGAAACCUUGGUCUUGGUCAAUGGUAACGAAGUGUAUGAGAAUGACUAUGGGUUGUCCCCCCGUCUGGAGUUCUUUACGUUGGAGGGGAAGGUUACUCCCACGGCCAUAGGGCGAGGUCGUGUCGUCCCCGGCUUCUUCACUCAAGAAACCAAGGGCCAGAUUGACGCGUGGCUGAGAGAUGCGAGGGUUGAGACCACUUUACCUCGAAGACUAUUGGAUGUAUGGGCUUUCUCUCAGCCAAAGGACCACGACAGCGCGUCAUCUACACAGCAGGAUGUGAGAUUGAUCGAGACUAGGCCCGACCAAAAAGGCACGUACGUCGCCCUCAGCCAUUGCUGGGUUGGGCGUGAAGUUCUCACGACUACCAGCCAGAACUUACCAGGGCGGUUGAGCAGGAUUCCCUAUGAAGAGCUUUCUCCAAUCCUUCGAGACGCAGUUCGCGUCUGUCGGUUUUUGAAUGUCCGAUACCUCUGGAUCGACAGCUUGUGCAUCAUCCAGGGGGAUCAGGACGAUUGGGAAAUCCAAGCGGCCAAGAUGGCAGACAUCUACGAGAACUCGUUCUUUACCAUCGCUGUGCAGGUGGACUAUGAGCAAGGGUUUAUCCCACGGCCAGAGCUCCACGAGAUUCGCCCGCGGACGGCCACCGAGGCGGCGAUCUACGUGCGAGAACUGAGGGUCCCUGGAUUUCUCAACCAGACUGGAGUCUUCUUCGAAAGAGAAGGUGACAACCCACCUUACAUCCACGCCCGCGGCUGGUGCUACCAAGAGCGCUUCCUUUCAAGGAGGAUCCUCCACUUCACCGGCACCGAAGUCAUGUACGAGGCUGGGAAAGUGGUGCAAUGCCAAUGUGGGAACCACUAUGCCGCGCUCCAGGGCAAAUUUGGAAACCCAGAGAGCACCAUCCACGGCUGGAAGACCAUCGUGGCUGAGUACACGCAGCACGCCCUGACUCAACAGUGGGAUCUGCUCCCGGGCCUCGCCGGCAUCGCGAAGCGAUUUCAGUCCAGGCACAACCCGGGAGAUUACGUGGCCGGACUCUGGCGCAACCAAUUGGUCCACUGGCUUUGCUGGAAGAGCGUCGCCCAGUACACCUUCUCGAACAUGAGGGGAUACUGCGAGGACUGCCGUCCCUGGCCCCGGCGGUUAACUGCCAAGCCGGAAGCGCUCUCAGACAACGUUGUCGUUCCCUCCUUCUCGUGGGCGGCCAGGAGCGGACCCUGCUUGUUCAUCAACUGCAUAUGGAGGAUGGACUACCAACAGAUGGCCACGGUUCUUGACACGAGCAUCGUGGUGGACCAACGGAAUCCCUUCGGCCGGCUCAGGCAGUGCAGCCUCGUUCUAAAUGGGUUUUGCCAGCGCUUCUACAUCUACUCCACGAUCGAGAAAGACCGCCAGUACGUCAACGGCUGUAACCGGGUAUUUGUGUAUGUCUGUGACGAGGUCUUACAUCUCGACAUCUGUACUGCUAUUGCUGAUGGGAACGUGAAGUGGUUCGAUCUAGUCGCAGAGCAAGGGGUCCGUUUCUGGCUGGAUGCUUGCGACGACAUUCCUAUGGACGGAACGGAAGCGAUCGUAUUGCAGAUGUUUCAAAGUCGGAAAGAUCACAUCGGUAUCGUCCUCCUACAGAAAUCAUCCGAGGAAGGGAGUUUUCGCAGGAUCGGCCUCGUAUUCUUGGACCAUGAUCGGUUCGCCGGACGCUACGACACCAUCAUCUUAGAAUGA
Cladophialophora psammophila CBS 110553 is the source of this 1995-nucleotide messenger RNA. RefSeq lists its product as uncharacterized. The record is from RefSeq and is a predicted model, not a curated record. The transcript has 2 exons. NCBI's taxonomy places the organism in Eukaryota, Fungi, Ascomycota, Eurotiomycetes, Chaetothyriales, Herpotrichiellaceae. Bases 1 to 1995 code for a protein of 664 amino acids.